Molecule: messenger RNA, 921 nt
Organism: Serendipita indica DSM 11827
Lineage: Eukaryota; Fungi; Basidiomycota; Agaricomycetes; Sebacinales; Serendipitaceae
Source: the annotation of a GenBank genome assembly
AUGGACGGAUGGCACAAGAUCUCUACGAGCCUCUCUGGCAUCAACUUUAACUCUGCCACCAAAGUCUUCAACUCUUCUCUGCAGGCGACGCGGGAGCGGCUUGGUCAAAUUCCCGCAGAUGAUAUCACAGAGCUUCCACAAGAAUACAAAGACCUGGAGGCUCGGGUUGACGCUCUGCGAAACACGCAUCUCAGGCUUCUUAGGAUCGCAGGCGUGUACAAGACCAACUACGACUACCCCAGUGAAAUCCAAGAAUCGCUCGUCGAAAUGUCGUCCAACGUUGCCCAUAAUGUGACCUCAUUCGCAGCCGCAAACCUCAAGGGAACCAACAUUCCUGUCCCAUCCGUGACGCCUGCCGUCAAACCUCAACCAAAGACGCUUCCACAUGCGCUGAGCCGAGCUGCACUCUCUGGGGCGGCCGACCUGGGUCCGGAUCUGCGACUAGGAAAAGCACUGGAUCUCUAUGGCAAUGCGAUGGCAAAGGCGAGUCAUACCGGUGUGGGAGAAGCUCGUAUCGACCAGGACAGCGCCAUCAUCGAACGGUUCGUGCAGCCAUGGCAAGUCACCCUGUCUUCGUCCAUCACUGUCGCCAUGAAAGCGAGGGCUGCCGUCAGGGCCUCUCGUUUGGAGUUGGACUCCGCUAAGCAGACUUUGAAGAGUGCCGGGCCAGCCAGACAGGAACAAGCACGGCUCGAAGUUGAGAAUGCAGAAGAUGACCUUGUCCAAAAAACGGAAGUUGCAAUCACGCUCAUGAAAACUGUCCUCGAUAACCCCGAACCUCUCAAAAAUCUCAAUGAGUUGAUUAAGACUCAGCUUGUUUUCUUUGCAGCUGCGGCAGAGGCAUUGUCCACGGUCCAAGCGGAUGUAGAGGAGCUGAGCAUUGCCGCUGAAGGCGAAUAUAGAAAGUCCCGCGAUCACUGA